AAAAGUCCAAAACCGACCCAAGCACCAAACGACGAAUCUCUAGGUCCCAGGGUUACGUUACAGUAAAACGACGCAGUAUCUGUGCUUUGUUGCUUCUUCUUGUUUGUUACUUUGCUUUCGCCAUAAGCAGAGAUCACACGGAGCUAGAAAUCAAAAGCAGAAUAAGGAUUCGAAGAAAUUUUUUUGUGGGUUUCUAUUAGUUCACGAAUGGGUGAAACAAAGUCUGGUUUUUUUUUUCAUUUUUGUUUUUUUUAAUAUAAGAGGGUUUUUAUGGAGACCCUUUUCUGAAGAGGAAACGCAAAGGUAAAGAGAGGGAAGGAGAGAUGCAGACAGAGGCAAGAGUUGGAGUGGUGGUAGAGGGAGGGACGAGGGCUUUCAAUUCGCAGAAGAAACAGCAAAAGCCAGUGCAACAGCAGCAAUCCCAGAUCGGAACAGUUUCGCAGCUUAUGGCCGGUGGCAUGGCGGGUGCUCUUAGCAAGACUUGCACUGCACCCCUUGCUCGCCUCACUAUACUCUUUCAGGUGCAAGGUAUGCACUCUGAUGUUGCAACAUUGAGAAAGGCUAGCAUAUGGCAUGAGGCAUCUCGAAUAUUUAGGGAGGAAGGAUUUAGAGCUUUCUGGAAGGGGAAUCUUGUCACAAUUGCUCAUCGGUUGCCUUACUCAUCUGUCAAUUUUUAUUCAUACGAACACUAUAAAAAGUUGCUACAUAUGAUACCUGGACUAGAAAGCCACAGGAAAAAUGUGGGUGGAGAUGUCUUUGUUCCUUUUGUAGGCGGUGGUAUGGCUGGAAUAACAGCAGCAUCUGUUACAUAUCCAUUGGAUCUUGUAAGAACACGCCUUGCAGCUCAGACAAAUAUUAUCUAUUACAGAGGUAUAUUGUAUGCAUUACGAACAAUUAUCAGAGAGGAGGGUGUUUUGGGACUCUACAAGGGACUGGGAACAACACUUUUGGGUGUUGGGCCCAGUAUAGCUAUCAGCUUUUCAGUGUAUGAGACGUUACGAUCUUUUUGGCAAUCACACAGGCCCCAUGAUCCUACUGUCGCAGUGAGUUUGGCUUGUGGCAGUCUAUCGGGAAUUGCAUCCUCAACAGCAACAUUUCCUCUUGAUCUUGUGAGACGACGGAAGCAAUUGGAAGGGGCAGGUGGCCGGGCCCGUGUUUACACAACAGGUCUUUUUGGUACAUUCAAGCAUAUAAUCCAGACCGAAGGCUUUUGGGGUCUAUAUAGAGGCAUUAUGCCUGAAUACUACAAAGUCAUACCUGGUGUUGGCAUUUGUUUUAUGACCUAUGAGACUUUGAAAUUGCUGUUAGCAGAUGUUACUGCCAAAUUAUAGUUGCUGUGAGCAUUUUUCGGAGGCUGAUGCACAAACGAAACAAUCAAUGCACUGUUAUGCAACAGCAUUUUCGGUUGUGCUCCAUUGGUUUUCUCAUGGUGCAUAAUUUUGUUAUGCUACUGUGAGAAUUAUAUUUUUAAGUGUAGAUAGGUCAAAGCUCAAUCAUAUUUCAAGUGUAUUCUUAACAGUUUGUCCUAACAAUUCACAGAAAUUAAUACCAUUGGUGAUACUUUUUCAGUAGUCCAGUUUCUUAUCACCCUCAUCUAGAACUGGGACAUCCAACUGACACUGGAUUGUCGACAUUUGUAGUUUCAUCACCAUCAGCUUGUGAAACUAUGUGACAAUACAAUUCAGAAUCAAUCUGCUGAUGCAGCUUAUGCCUCUUAUCUACAAACUUUGUUUUGUCGUCCAAAAAAUACCUUCAAGUCCCUAAAAGCCAAUUUCUUUUUUUAUGCAUUUCCAUUGUAUUUGUUCAAGCAUUUGUAAUUGUAAGGAGAAUUUUUAUUCUUGAUCUUAUAAAAGUGCAAUACUGUUAAUAGCC
Messenger RNA from Hevea brasiliensis (rubber tree), 1872 nucleotides. RefSeq lists its product as uncharacterized. Lineage: Eukaryota; Viridiplantae; Streptophyta; Magnoliopsida; Malpighiales; Euphorbiaceae. The coding region runs from base 324 to 1331 and encodes 335 amino acids. The transcript is spliced from 7 exons. Gene Ontology annotation, biological process: transmembrane transport. The record is from RefSeq and is a predicted model, not a curated record.